Molecule: messenger RNA, 411 nt
Organism: Hemisphaericaspora subhashii
Lineage: Eukaryota; Fungi; Ascomycota; Pichiomycetes; Serinales; Debaryomycetaceae
Gene: HHT2
Product: histone
Exons: 1
Coding region: 1-411 (136 amino acids)
Biological process (GO): rRNA transcription
Cellular component (GO): nucleosome
Molecular function (GO): structural constituent of chromatin; DNA binding; protein heterodimerization activity
Source: RefSeq, a predicted model, not a curated record
AUGGCUAGAACUAAACAAACUGCUAGAAAGUCUACCGGUGGUAAGGCUCCAAGAAAACAAUUAGCUUCCAAAGCUGCCAGAAAAUCCGCUCCAUCUACCGGUGGUGUCAAGAAACCUCACAGAUAUAAGCCAGGUACCGUUGCCUUAAGAGAAAUUAGAAGAUUUCAAAAAUCUACCGAAUUAUUAAUUAGAAAAUUACCAUUCCAAAGAUUAGUUAGAGAAAUUGCUCAAGAUUUUAAAACUGAUUUAAGAUUCCAAUCUUCUGCUAUUGGUGCUUUACAAGAAUCAGUUGAAGCUUAUUUAGUUUCUUUGUUUGAAGAUACUAACUUAUGUGCUAUUCAUGCUAAGAGAGUUACUAUCCAAAAGAAGGAUAUUCAAUUAGCUAGAAGAUUAAGAGGUGAAAGAUCUUAA